UGUCAGUGAGUUUCCGCUGAGCUGAGCGUUUGUAGAUCGAUGAUUUAUUGCUAGCUGGUCACAGUCAGCUGAUUCAUUCACAUGACAACCCUGUCUAGUUUCGGGUAAGUCCUGUUUACCGGUGCUGUGAAAGUUAGUCCAGAGAAUCUGUUUUACAAGACGGAAACCAUCAUGUUAAAGUUAGUUUAGGAACCGCACGGAGAAGAUAAAUGGCUAAAGAGACCCGACGUCCGUCAGAGAGCUAACUAUGUUACUGUAACACACCGAGACGGCACAAAGAGGGUUAGCUAAACUGCCUCAGCAUCGUUGAUGUGCUGUUCACUCCAGUAGAUUUUUUUUUUGUAUGAACUUCCUCAAGGAAUUUACCAAAAUCCUGCAAAAUGACUCCAGAAGGGAAAAAGCUGGUUAACAUCAUUAUCCUAGGCUUCGGCUUUAUGUUCAUGUUCACUGCUUUCCAAACAUGCGGUAAUAUAGAGCAAACAGUUAUCAAGAGCUUCAACAGCACUGAGUUCCACGGUAGCGGGUACACAAGCAUGGCCAUCAUCUAUGGCGUUUUCUCUGCAUCCAACCUGAUCGCCCCGUCAGUAGUAACGAUCAUCGGACCGCAGCUGUCAAUGUUUUUUAGUGGGCUUUUGUACAGCGGCUACAUUGCUAUGUUCAUUUACCCGUACACGUGGAGCUUCUACACUGCGUCUGUGUUGGUUGGAAUAGGAGCAGCAGUCUUGUGGACUGCUCAGGGGAACGUUCUUGCCAUCAACUCCACUGAAAACACAAUUGGAAGAAAUAGCGGCAUAUUUUGGGCACUGCUGCAGUUCAGCUUAUUCUUUGGAAACAUUUACAUAUACUUUGCCUGGCAUGGACACACUCACAUAACAGACAAGGACCGUCAGACGGUGUUCAUCUCCCUCACCGUGAUCAGUCUGGUGGGUUGCUUCCUCUUCUUCUUGAUCCGGAAGCCGGACCCUGAACCGGCUGCCUCUGAGGCGUCGGAGUCGCUGCUGCAGGCGGAGUCGUCAGAGAGCGGCUCCACAGCCAGCCCACCUCGCCCAGGCCUCUGCUCACAAGCUCUGGACGCUUUUGUUAAAGCCUGUAAAAUAUUUUUCACCAAAGAGAUGCUGCUGCUGAGCGUCUCCAUAGGAUACACAGGCUUGGAGCUCACUUUUUACAGCGGGGUUUACGGGACGUGCAUCGGCGCCAUGACCCGGUUUGGCCAAGAUGCGAAGGGUUUAAUCGGCAUCUCCGGCAUUUUCAUCGGCAUCGGCGAGAUCCUGGGAGGGGGCGUGUUUGGGAUGUUGAACAAGUGCAACCGGUUUGGGAGGAACCCGGUGGUGCUGCUGGGCCUCAUCACUCACUUCGUCGCCUUUUACCUGAUUUUCCUUAACAUUGCCAGCGACGCUCCGAUAGCCCCGGAGGCGGGAACAGACCUGCAGGCCUACAUCACCCCCAGUGUCGAGGUGGCGAUGCUGUGCAGCUUCUUGCUCGGUUUGGGCGACAGCUGCUUCAACACUCAGCUCCUCAGCAUCAUCGGCUUCACGUUCCACGACAACAGCGCCCCCGCCUUCGCUGCCUUCAAGUUCAUACAGUCCAUCAUGGCCGCUCUGGCCUUCUUCUACAGUAACUACCUGCUGCUGCACUGGCAGCUGCUCAUCCUGGUCGUGGUGGGUUUUCUGGGCACCGUGACCUUCUUUGUGGCCGAGGGCCGGGCCGAGUCCAGCAAGCGAGAAUCGGACUACGACAGCAUCUGACGUGGCGUCUGGUGAGGAUGAGGAGGGCGCAGCUGGAGCUGUUUCACCCUCCACAGCUGGAAAAAAACUCUGACACUGACACUGGGGGUAUCUGCCGUCUGGGCCUGUACGAAGCCCGGCGGUGGCUGCGGGAACCAAACUUUAAUCUCACUCUCAACAUCUCUCUGUACUUAUUCAAACAGCAUGAGGAGGUACUGUGUUACACACAAGAUAUAUCUCAUUCUGGUUCAUUGUUGACCCCACUUCUAUUAUUUUAAGCACAUACAUUUAAAAUGUAUCUGGAAAAAUCAUGAAAACGUGCUUCAAACAGACUUCACUGAGGUUGAUAGAGGUUGGUUAAUCAAAUAAAAAGAGGGUCCCACUGAUCGUGUCUGUGUGAAGAGAUCCUGGACAAUAACACUGACUUUAUUGUAGGUUUUACCACAAAAACUAGCGAUAUUCUGUAUUUUUCUUCUCGUGAAAAGUCCCAUGAAAAGACCAAACCAGCGGUGAACGAUUCAGUUCCUGUGUGUCUCACAGCCUGAUGUCUCUUCUCCCUCUGAGCCAAAGAGCUCCUUUGUUCUCUAGAAACUAUUAAAACCCAUCAGAGAGCCUCGCUGCUGCAAUGGGUCACAUGUUUCUUCACCACCGUGAACACACACUGUAGUUUAUACAGACUCAGUCCCACGCACACACCGACCUGCCGCCCCAAACACUCACUAGAGCUCCACAUGUGGAUUCAUCCACCGCUGAAAGUAGUCCCCAACAAAUGCACAAUUUCCUUGUGUUUGUUUGAUAGAAACUACAGCGAGCAGCUGCCCUUUUUUUUUCCUUCAGUAGGAACCAAUGAGCUUGGAACUGAGAGCCACAGACAGGAAGUCAGGCUGCUUGGUCUUUUAAUGGGAUUUGACGACUGCAUUAAAAUACAAUAAUUCCAGCCUUGUCCUUUUAAAAGUCCCACUUCCACUCCAUCUCUUGCACGAAUAAUGUUGCUGUUGCUCUUCAGCUCACAACCUUAAACUUAACUUGUACAACAACAGAUCUCGAGUCCUUUACGAGCCCAGCCCUCCUCAGAUCUGCUCAUCCGACAGUGACUUACAUUUAAAAAAACAUUACACCAAACUGGGAACAAAUCAGUUAAAAGGGAAACAUUGCCAAGAAACUGAAAUCUUUUUCAUUCGUUCAUUCUGUUCUCAUUCCUUCACACACUAACGUGCUCUAUCACCAGUCUAGUUGUAAUAAGAUCCAGAUCGAGGGCGACCCGUGACUCUGCUUUCCAGGAAACUUUUCAUAAUUACAAGUGGGUGACUGCGUUUAGUUCAGAUGAAAUCACUUUGUGCCCCGAAGAAAAAGUCCUUUUCUCUUCAUUACAACUUUUUCUCAGCUAAUAAGCGCUGGAUGUUUCAAGGGUAAAAGAGGGACAACGAGAUGAAUGUUUAGUUUUACAUUGGUGACAACAGAGAGUAUUAAGCUACGCUAGCAGCACGGCUGUAUAGAUGAGUGUCAGUCAAGUCGCUCCACCGCUUUGGUUCACAUUUAACUAUUUUUAUUGGAUGCACUGCAAGAAAUUUGGCUUAAAGUGGCCGAACAGUGAUUUAGUUUUGCUAAAGCUGAGUCCCGAGAGUUAAAUAAAAAAAAAACAAAAAAGGUCCAAAACAAGCAUUUGUUUUUACAAUUCCCAUAAUGCAUCUUGACAAUAUCUUAUGUUAAAGCCUCCCUGCAUGGUUAAUGAGUCUGUCUUUCAAACGCCACACAGCCACUUUGUAACAUGGGCUUUCUGUUAAAGGUGCCCUGCGGACCUUUUCACCACUAGGAGUGCUGCAGAGCAGUGUUUUUAAGAGCGAGUCCACCACUUUCUUUGUAUUAUUUGCUGUAUGUGUGCGAGCAUGCAGGUGCCAAUAAACGUAGCAAUAUGCCAACAAAAGCACUGAGGAAGAAGACUGCUAGCUCGUAAACAUAGAUGUAAACAACAAUUAAACUCCACAGGGCGCCUUUUAAGGAUUCAAGAGCCAAGCUGGGAAAGCCGUAAAGGACAUUAUAUAUGAACUGUUCAGGCCUACAGAAACUAACCAUGACCAGUAAAUGAAUAUAGAGAGUUUCGGCCCCAUGGGACCUUAUUUCGAAAAAAUAUGUUAGUAAAUACGUUAGCGUACAUCAAUGGAGUGUCCCUUUAACUUGUUUACCUCUCUGCUUGCAUAUCCUCAAACAGCAAAACACCUUGACUCAGUCACCACAGUCAGUCCAGUUUUCACUGUAAAACAAACGGCGGACCUUAACUUUAACUUUUCUCACACUUUGGUUCCUUUACAUCCGGCUGCUAGUGUAGCCGAAGACUCUCAGUCGUGUCCUUUUUCUUUUUAGUUUAUCUGUGUUGUUGCACUUUGGUGAAGUUCCCCUCAAAUCAUUUCAAACGGAUCUGAUGCCAAACCAACACAGUGCUAAAUACAGGCCUUAUCAGACAUGUUUUUUUACUGUGACAGUGGGAAAGGGUAACAGAGAACUAUAUCUUAGAUGCUGUAGUCGUUUCCUUUUUGUUUAAAGUGUCAAUUUAUGAGUUGCAGGACAUUAUUCUGGUUAAUUUAUUGCUAAAUGAAACACGAGAGGUUUGUGUUUGCUCAAGUUUUGUUUCUUGAUGCAACUGCAAUGGAUGCAAUCAAUUUCAAGGAUACUAAGGGAAAAAUGCAUGUGUGAUAUGAAGGUGAUUUUAUACUUGAAUGUAGUAAUUAUGAAUAGCUCACAAACUUUUGCUUGCUUGUUUUUAUUAUCAAUAAAUAUUAUUUUGAA
Messenger RNA from Micropterus dolomieu (smallmouth bass), 4508 nucleotides. RefSeq names its product major facilitator superfamily domain containing 11 (gene mfsd11). Bases 381 to 1745 code for a protein of 454 amino acids. The record is from RefSeq and is a predicted model, not a curated record. NCBI's taxonomy places the organism in Eukaryota, Metazoa, Chordata, Actinopteri, Centrarchiformes, Centrarchidae. The transcript is spliced from 14 exons.